UGCUGAGAAGGUCGUCUCCGCACAUAGAUUCUUUUCCCAAGCCCCAUUUUAUGAGGCGGCAGCGCGGGGGGCUUGCUUCCGCCAGUUUGGGGGAGGUCAAAGGUUGCCGUCAUGCUGUCCGUCUGUCAAGGCUCCUGCGUCUCUCUGUUCUCCGGGGAAGCAUUUAAUCCUUAUCACUGGUGUUUUAACCCUGUCUAAGCCUUGACAGCAAGCCUUAGAAAGCAAGGAUAGAAACGGCGAUCGCCGGGAGCCAUCUUAGGAAGGUCGUUUCCGCAUCCCCGAGCCAAAGGAGGCUGCCCAACGACCACUGGGAUGAGGUGGUCAACUGUGGACUGAGGCUGCUGCCAUCUUGAGAAGGACCCCCCCCCACUUCAUGGAAGGACCACCAUUUUGUAGCAUUGUGUUUCAUGGACUCUAGAGAGUCCAUAGCUCCCUCAUAACGGCAGCCAACUGACAGUUUGGAUGCUGGCUGGAGAAGAGAGGCUCUUCUCUUUGCACCAAUCCUUGACUCAUUCAUUACUGCUUUUGGAGGAGACCUGUGGAAUCCCUGUGCGAUUUUUAUGCGCGACAAAAUGCAUCGUUACAUUUACAUGUAGCCAUAAUCUGACAACUACAGGUAGAAAGGGCCAGCUUCUUACAAAAUUACUGGAGUCUCAAUGAUAAGGGAUUAUUCCAGGGUGUGGUCAGUUAUGACUACAGGGAGGUGAGGAUUCCCUAACACCUGUGCACAACCUCUCCCCUUGCCACAAGCUUGCGCGUGUAAACCUUGCAUAUCAGGAAAAGGCCAUCUUCCUGACAUGUACGCUUUGUGAUCGCACUUGAGAUUUGCACUUGCUUCUCCCUAUUGUCCAGGUGACUGGGAAAUUGCUAUUUCUAUUGUGUUGUAUGUAUCAGCGUUCACUUUUCCUCUAGCCUAGGAGAAACCCCAGCCAGUGAGCUGCCCAGGACCCUGCUUAACAAACCAGUUUAAGCUCCCAAUCAUAGUAUUGAGCCUAAAUUUAAGGCUCAAGGUUCAACAAAGUGUACAUUUGAAAACAUCUGGAGAAAUGUUGGGAGUGCCUUUUGAAAAUGUUAAUCUGCAUACAAAUACAACCAAGUUCUGUAAAAAAAACAAAACAAAUGUAGCCAUGUUGCCCCACGAGGAACCACACUCCUCUAAAAUCUUAAUACAUUAUUAAAUCAAAUGCCACAGAAGCGUGGCAAGCUUUCGGGUUCCGCAGAGCUCUUCACCAGGCAAAAUGUUAUAUGAAGCAGGGGGAUGAAGCAAAAUGGGGUGGUGGUGGGGAGUUCAUCAGGCUGAUGUCACGGCCACGAGGCCACCUUCCAGAGUCAAAAAUUAGUACAAAUUAUUGACUAUUUUGAAGUAUACAAUGAAGUUGGGCAAUUGGACCAAAUGGCUGCUAGGCAUAUCUGCAUGUGCUUCCAUGUCUCGCCACCAGGGGCCAGCAGGCACUAUGUUGUCCAAUCAAUAUUUUAUUUGACCAGUGGGAGGUGGGGUGCGGUGUUUAGUCCACCAUGCCCUGUCCUGCCCCACCACUCCAUUCCAUUCCUCCACCCACACUCCAUCCACUUUGCUUUGAAGCAGUUGUAUUGUUUUGUUUGUUAGAAAUAAAGAUUGGACUUGGGAGUGGUUCAGGUCAUAAGUGCCAACUCCCUGGGGCCCUGGGUGCCUGAGCACCCAUAAAAAUCCCCAUGAAGGGACUUGGCACCCACAAAUUUUGGUGCCAAGGCCAUGCACGCUGCAUGGCACCCACGGCCCUGGGCACCCACAGUCGCGGGACCAAGUUGGCACUCCUGAUUCAAGUAGCUUGGAAUUGGUGACAACAAGAAGUGUAUUGCAAGAAAAUAGGCAGGAAGAGAUCAAAGAAUCAUAGACUUGUAGAGUUGGAAGGGGCUCUGUGGGUCAUCUAGUCCAAACUCCUCUUAUGCAUGCUCAAUUCACUUUGAGCAGUAACCUGGCAUAACUACUACUACUACUAAUAAUAAUAGUAAUAAUAAAUUUAUUAAUACCCCACCUUUUUCACUGAUGGGACUGAAGGCAGCUUGCAAAUACAGUAGUACCUUGGGUUACAUACGCUACAGGUUACAUAUGCUUCAGGUUACAGACUCCGCUAACCCAGAAAUAGUACCUCGGGUUAAGAACUUUGCUUCAGGAUGAGAACAGAAAUCGUGCUCCGGUGGCGCGGCAGCAGCAGGAGGCCCCAUUAGCUAAAGUGGUGCUUCAGGUUAAGAACAGUUUCAGGUUAAGAACGGACCUCCAGAACGAAUUAAGUACUUAACCUGACGUACCACUGUACUAAAUUGACCUCAUAGCCCCCAUGAGUGGGUCAGUAGCAGUGGUAAACCCUCCAAAAGUAACUGGCAUAAGUUUCCCUCAUAUCCCGUUUGUGUCAGUUGGAAUGGGAAUUAAUCGUUUCAACAGCAAUCUGGUAUGCACUCUGUAGUAAGGAUAGGUUAAAAAUGAAUGAAUUGAAGUUUCUGAACCAAUAUGUGAAUAGGAACACAGCUGUCUCCUUUGAAAAUUGCACUUGCCUGAAUAGUCAGAUGCAGCUCUUCAAAAGAAUGUGCAUCCAAAAAUGUGUGUAUUAGUGAAAAUAAUGUACAAAAAUGCAUUUUGUUAAGGAGGUUUUGCUUGCAAAACAUGCCUCUACUAGGAACAAUUGUGCACAACUAUACAAAUAUUAGGAGAAAUGUUCAUUUUUGAGGAGGGAAUGUGUAAUGACUGGGAAAAGCUGAAAUGACAGAUUCAUCUACCCCGUUGCCUGCUGCUGUUACCUUAUAGCAGAGUUUUGACUUUCAGGGGUUUACAACUUUUUGACAUCAUGUGGCUCUGCCUCAUCACGACACCACAAGCCCCACCCCCUUGCCCUUCAGGCCUUGGGGUGCUGGGGGCCUUGACAACUUUAGGGCUGGGAUGUGGAUAAAGGCUGGGAGGAGAUGGGAUGGUGUUUGAGUUUACACUGAGUGCUACUGUGGGCAGAGCUGAAGAUCAUUUACCUGUUGGGUUUUGUCGCACAGCGGUUGUGCUUUGCUGGCUUAAAUAGAGGGCAGGGCAGACCACAACCUGUGAUCAGAAGCCAUCCCCCAAAUUCUGUAUUGUAUCAGUCCUCCAAAUUUUAUAUUAUUCCCCCAAAUUCUAUAUUACCUCAUUUCUCCUAACCCCCCCCCCACCUAUGAGAUAGGCCAGUAUUAUUACUGUCAUGUUUUAUUGUUUGUUUUAUGCUGUUCACCAACAUUAUCCUUUUUCUCAUUAUUUGUGGUGUAGAAAUUUCUGCAAAUAAAUAUCGUGAAUGGAGUGGUAGAUGUUGAAAGAACAGCUAAGCAGACUCCACCAGGACAAUAACCACCAGCUCUUGGGUUGUGCCCUUUCCCUGGUGCACUGAUCCUGCAAAGGUUGCUUGGACUAAGCAGCCAAGCCCAGCAGUCUCUUCUCUGGUUGGCAUCAGAGUUGGAUGAUCCAGGGCUGCCCGGACUAUGCUGAGUUUCUGCUCUUCCCAGAUUGUGCUCCUCCUCCUGUUGCUGAGAGGUGAGGCAUCAGGAGGGGUGUAUAUUUAUUAAAUUGAGGUCUGAUUGAAAAUAACUGGUAUUGGCAAAAGCCUCGCAUUUAAGAGUAUGGAAUAUUUGAUUGAUAAGGUUGUAAAAAUAUCUAUAUAUAAAUAGAUUAAGUUUCUUGAGUUAAGAUAAAGGAAGGAGGGUAAGGAUUUGCUGAAAGGAGUUUCUAAAAGGAAAUACAAGUGGGGAGGUGCGGGGAAGUCAAAGAACCAAGGAAAGAAUAGAAGGUUAAAUGAAAUUACAAAUUUUUAAAUUUUUCUGUUUUAUUGUUAUUCUUUGUUUUCCUUUUGUUACUGUUAUUGUUGUUUUCUGUCUUUGAAAAUCUGUAUUUUUUAUGUUUUGGAAUUUUCGUAAUACCAAUAAAUAUUAUAUAUAUAUAAAAAAAAGGAGGGGUGUAUAUUUGUUUGUGUGGUCCCCUGGGAAUGUGAGAACUAUCCCUGUUCUCUUUCCCUCCAGGCAUGGCAGCCAUUCUGUGUCCCAUCUGAGCUGCCAAUUUUGCUUGUUUUUGGGAAGGAAUGAUCCAGGACUCCAGGAUUCUCUUGGGGGCGGGAGGAAUUGGGGUUGGGAUAGAAAGUGGAAGCAGCAAAAGGGCAAGGAUACUUUAACUGAAAGGACAGUGGGUCAUAGCAAGAGGCCCUAGAAGCCAGGGGAUAUGCAGAUUCUUAGGUGCGGACUCUAGCUGUUAAAGCAGUUGUGAAAGUUUGGUGGGAAUUAAGGGGCCUUGAGAAAUGAGAUCCAGGGCCCCAAAUACUUAAACUAUAUCCUCUGCUCUGGGAACACUUUUUGCCCUUGCCAGACCCACUGCAUCUUAUGGAAACAUUCAAAUGGGUUGCUUUUCUUUUGGAGAUGCAAUAUUGGGGAAGAUUUCACUUGUUGAUCCCUUGCAAGCAGAAAUCAAAUGCACUGGGACCCUGCCAGAAUCUGGCUGGCAACUCUAAUGUGUGAUUGAAAAGAGAUGUCUUUGUGUAUUUGGAGCCCAGAGUCUGGAACGUGGGAGGACUUGAAUUCUGUUUUCUGGUACUGUAUGAUCAGACUUGUGGCUAAGUCUUAGCUGGACCAAAACAUGGUCUGCCUUUCAACGACUUUUGGGAGGUUUGGAUUUCCUCCGUGCACCUAUUUCUGUGCUACCAAACUCAGAAGAUGUUUAUUAUCAACACCCCAGAGGCAGAUUCAUUGCUGUGUUAGAAGCUUCCCAAGGUAUCUCCUUUUGGCCAUUGGUGGCUUUUUAGUGACUUGCUCUGUCAUGCUCUUGACAUGGCCACACUUCACCAUAGACCAGCUUGGCGUUCCUGUGGGCUCAUCUCCAUGGAGGCUAUCCAUCACAUCAGUCUACCCUCAGGCAAACCCCAGCUGCCUUCCUGCCUGCCUGCUUCCUUCCUUCCUUCCUUCCUUCCUUCCUAUGCCACUUUUCAUUCACACGAGUCACAAAGUGGCUUAUAAACAAUAAAUAUCAAUAACAUAAUGUUGUUGUUUAGUCGAUUAGUCGUGUCUGACUCUUUGUGACCUCAUGGAGCAGAGCAUGCCAGGCGCUCCUGUCUUCCACUGCCUCCUGGAGUUUCGUCAAAUUCAUGUUGGUUGCUUCUAUAACACUGUCCAACCAUCUCAUCCUCUGUCGUCCCCUUCUCCUUGUGCCCUCAAUCUUAUCCAACAUCAGGGUCUUUACCAGGGAAGAAGAAGAAGAAGAGUUUGGAUUUGAUAUCCCGCUUUAUGACUACCCUAAGGAGUCUCAAAGUGGCUAACAUUCUCCUUUCCCUUCCUCCCCCACAACAAACACACUGUGAGGUGAGUGAGGCUGAGAGACUUCAGAGAAGUGUAACUGGCCCAAGGUCACCCAGCAGCUACAUGUGGAGGAGCGGAGACGCGAACCCAGUCCCCCAGAUUACGAGUCUACCGCUCUUAACCACUACACCACACUGGCUCUCCCCCUGCCCCCUGCAGGUAGAAAAAGCCCUUGCCUGGUGGAAAAAGCCCUUGCCUGGUGGUCAGCACAAAGUCUCAUUCUCCUUCCUUGCUUCUAGUCCUGAAGGUAGCACUAACUGGCAGCUUUCUCCCCCCUUGUAGAAUUCAGUAGGGAGGAGGAUGGGGGCAAAAUGAAAAUUAGUUGGCUCUGCCAGCUCUGGCACCACCUACUGUUGGCCUCCUUGCCUCCCACCCUAUCAGUCCCAAUGGGGACCAGCCACCACUGCUCCACCUUAAUGCUCACAAUUUCCCACCCUGCCUUCUUGACUCCUGCCUCCUUUCCUUUUGCAGGUACCAAUAAAAAUUCUGCUCAACCAGGUGAGGAAGAUAUGUGAGUCCAUAGCUACAAGGGGCAGGUGUUCAUCAAUCUUAGCUUUGCUCCCUGCCCCUCUGACUGCUCCGGGUUCCUUCCUGCAGCCUGCGGCCAGCCUGAAGUGAAGCACACCACUCGUUUAUCUGGGUGGCAGGAAGCUGAUGAAGGGGAAUGGCCGUGGACCGUCAGCAUCCGAAGGAACAGGGUACAUGUGUGCGGUGGAAGCCUGAUCUCAUCUCAGUGGGUGGUGACAGCUGCCCAUUGCUUUGAUGGGUGAGUCGAAAGCAGCCUGUUGGGAAGAUCAGUGCAGCCAACCAUUAUUAUGGGGUAACUGUGCCCCUGAAGGACCAGGUGCGCAGCCUGGGAGUCAUUUUGGACUUACAGCUGUCCAAGGAGGCACAGGUUAAUUCUGUGUCCAGGGCAGCUGUCUACCAGCUUCAUCUGGUAUGCAAGCUGAGACCCUACCUGCCUGUAGACUGUCUCGCCAGAGUGGUGCAUGCUCUUGUUAUCUCUUGCUUGGACUACUGCAGUGUGCUCUACAUGGGGCUACCUUUGAAGGUGACUCGGAAACUGCAAUUAAUCCAGAAUGCAGCAGCUAGACUGGUGACUGGGAAUGGCCGCCGAGAUCAUAUAACACCAGUCCCAAGAGAUCUGCACUGGCUCCCAGUACAUUUCUGAGCACAAUUCAAAGUGUUGGUGCUGACCUUUAAAGCCCUCAGUCCUUAACAGCCUCAGUCCUGUAUACCUGAAUGAGCGUCUCCACCCCCAUUGUUCAGCCCAGACACUGAGGUCCAGCGCAGAGGACCUUCUGGCGGUUCCCUCAUUGCAAGAAGUGAGGUUACACGGAACCAGGCAGAGGGCCUUCUUGGUAGUGGCGCCUGCCCUGUGAAACGCCCUCCCAUCAGAUGUCAAUAAACAACUACCUUACAUUUAAAAAACAUCUGGAGGCAGCCCUGUUUAGGGAAGUUUUUAAUGCUUAAUGCUGUGUUGUGUUUUUAAUAUUCGGUUGGGAGCUGCCCAGAGUGGCUGGGGAAGCCCAGCCAGAUGGGCGGGGUAUAAAUAAUAAAUUAUUAUUAUUAUUAUUGUCUAAUCAACCAUUUUGAGCCAUAUGAUUGGCCCGGGACGCCCUGUUGGUGGUGCCACUUCUGGUUGCUGCCCAGUUAGCAUGACCUAUGACACGGUGUGACAGGGACUUCUCACUGGUGGUUCCCCAUUUAUGGAAUGCCCUCCCUGGUGAGAUGCUCCUGUUUUCCUCUGUAUUGGUUUCAUUUGAAAUUUAUUAACAUUCCUGUUGACUCAGGCAUCUGAUGGCCAAGAGGUACAAGUCAUGGCAACCCUGAAUUUGAUGAGGGAAUGUAAUUGCUUUUAAAGGAUUCUUAGAGGCUCUAAAUUCGUUUAGACGGUUUUAAAUUGUGUUUAAAUGCUUUUACUUGAUUUUACAUUUGCACUGUUUUAACAUUUUGCUAUUUGCCACCCUGAGCUCCUUUGGGAUGAAGGGCCUGAUUACAAAUCAUCAUCAACACCAUGUGAUCCAGCAUCACCACUGAAAUUCUUCAGUGAAAGAAAUCCAUGUUGCUGAUACCAAAAAUGGGAAAAUUUGGAAACUAUGUUUAGAGUUAACAACUUGAAAUGUGACUCUCUAAAGUGUAAUAUUAAUUCACUUUAAUAAAAUACAACAUUAAUAAUAGUUAUAAUAGUUACUCAUAGUUAAGAGUUCAUCAUGUCAAAUGCAGAAUUAACACUAUUAUGCUGGCAACUGAUGCAUAGAAUUGUAGAGUUGGAAGGGACAUUCAGGAUUGUCUGGUCCAACCCCCGGCAAUGUAGGAAUCUCAGCUAAAACAUCCAUGGCAGAUGGCCAUCCAACCUCUGCUUAAAAACCUCCGAGGAAGGAGAGUGCACAGUGUCUGCUUGAUUUAAAGCCUUAUUUGGUGUAUUAUAAUGGUUUAGAGCAUGUGUCAGAAGCCAGGAACAGCGCUUGGGAACUUCAUCCAUUUUUCUCUGAAAAUCUAAGCCUGUUUCUAUGGAAGCAAAUCCUAUAUGUGUGUGUGGGGGGGGGGUGGGUUUUCUUCUGAGGAAACUGCUUGAUGAUUAGCCUCCCAGCAACCCUCUGAAGAUAGAGUGGGCUCCUUUCCAAAGGAUUCCUAGUGAACUUCAGAGCUGAGUAAGGAUUUGAACACAAGCCUUUCCACUGCACAAGUCACUGAUUGCUCCUUAUCUCCCACAGGCCACUGAAUGUACGUGAGUACAGAGUAAACCUGGGGGAAUAUGAGCUCACUGCACCCACAGCUGCCAUGUUCUCAUCCAGCGUCAACAAGAUCAUAGUACACCCGUUUUAUGCUGGAGUUGGCCUUAGUGCCGAUAUUGCUCUGGUGCAGCUGGCAAACGCAGUGCAUUUCUCCAAAAUGAUUUUGCCUGUCUGCCUCCCAAAUACUUUUCAACCUUUUGUCUUCUAUGGAGGGAUGAUGUGCUGGCUUGCUGGCUGGGGCGUCCCCUUUAAAGGAGGUAAGAACAAGCUUGGGGUCUUGCUAAGUCAGGCUGUUUAUUGGAGAUGAUGGUGCUGUUUUGUGGCUUUAGGGGAGAAGAAGGGUUUAGGUGGGAGGCUGGGAAUCAUAUUGACUAGGAAGACAGGAAACUGUGUUGAUAAGAAGUUGGGAAGAUGGCAGGAGCGCCCCCAUAACAAUGAUCACAAGUAGGGGAAAGCAUGGUAGAAAAGUGUCAGGAACCAGGUUUCAGUGUCCCCUUCAAGUGCACCCCAGAAGCAGUUCUACCAGAGGAACCCGUAGGGCCAGCAUGACCCCAGCCAAAGGAGGUGGCACUGCCAUCUUUGGACUGGGAAGACUCCAUGGAGGGCCAAGCGUGACCAGAGACUCACCCAACCCCAUCACAGCAUGAGGCUAGUGGAGAGAGCUGGUCUCCUUUAAGCAAGGUAGCAUCUUCCAGGAUGUGUGGGGUUCACCAUGAAGACUCAGCUGUGCUGCUGUUCUAGAGGGCUGAGACUCAGCUUGCUCCUGCUGAAUCAACAAAGUAGCUUUGUGGUUGUGGGGCAUAGCUUGGGUCCCUGCAUUCAGCUUUGAUGCUGCCUGGUGCCCAGCUUGAACCUCACCCUGAAGCCAGUCUUAAGUUCCACCUGGCCUUGGCAGAGAGCAUGACCCAAAGGAUGCAGGUGGAUACAGGCCACCUCCUCUUCUGGCCCGUCCCUCACUUCUUAGGGGCAUAGUUGCACAGCUAGUGAGCUGACCUUCCAGCCUGGUGGAGGUGCUAUUGACUACUAAGUUGGUUCCCAAUAGAACCAUAAAAUAGUAGAGUUGGAAGGGACCCAAAGAGUCCUAGUCCAUCCCCUUGCAAUGCAGGUAUCACUGUUAACCACUUUGUUGUGAUUUGAUGAAAGAGCUAGGGUGGUCUGUAUCACUGAGCUGCAGAAUUUUUUUUGUGGGGAAUGAAGCCUGAUUCAGAACAUGCCCAUCCUUUACAAGCUGGGCAACUUUGUGUUCCAAACCAGCAAACUAUGUGCUGGUCGGCUCUUAAAAACCAGUAAGGCUGUAAUGAAUGUUGUCUGGUGAAAUUUGAGACUGUGUCUUAUGCUUCCUUUCUUUUGCCCAAGGCUCCCUAGUCACUCAGACCCUACAGAAGGCGGAAGUGCUGAUCGUAGAAGCUGAAGACUGCAACGGAGUCUAUCACAACAUAAGUAGUGACAAGACCAUCCCCAAGGGCUACAGGUUCAUCUAUGAUGACAUGAUCUGUGCUGGGUAUCCAGAAGUUGGGAAGCAUGCCUGCUUUGUAAGAAUCAUGAACCAGAGUAUUAUAGCAAUGAUGUAGGAUAUCGCAGGGCGGGGACAGGAGCAGCCUGUGAGGCUACGAUGGCAGAAAUAUUGUGAGUUUGUGGUCAUCACAGCCGAACCAAAACUUGUUUUCAGUAGCAGUGUCCAGCCCUGGAAAAUAUAGACGGUGGUGUAGUGGUAAAUUUUGCGGUAUGUGUCAUGACAGUGCCAUCCCACCACACUCCAAGAGAGUCCAGAAAUACAGGCAGUGGUGUUGAUCUUAUAUUAUCUCAAAGAAUAGCAGCAAUAUGUCACAUAAUAUAAUGCCAGUUUGUUAGGAUAGAGAAGGGAAUUUUUUUUUUAAUUCGGUUUGCAUUUAAGGCAAAGCUACCUUAUUUGCACUUUGCAAAACAAACACAGCCAUCCUUUGAAAUAUGUUUUGGGGGGGCUUUUUUUGGCAGUGUAGUUCCCCAGUCAAGUAAUAUGUACAAAAAUGCAUGUGCCAAAGCAAAGUGUGUGCGUUAAUACAUACGUUAGUCAAAAUAGCAUGUAAAAUUGAAUUAUAUCAGAGGCAAUUGCUUUGCAAAAAAUGUGCAUAUUAGGCAAAAUGGUGUACAAAAAUAUUCAUAUCAGGAGAAAUUUGCUCUCAAACACUGAUUAAAUUUCAUGAGGACUUUUUUUUAUUAAAAACAGUUGCCAGCUGAUGUGGAAAUGUGGAGAACUGAACUUCAAACUUGGAAAACGAGAAACAGGAAUGGACACCAGUGUGAUAAAUAAACACAUUCAUGCAAUUUGUUUCAGGUUAUCAAACCCUCUGUGCAUUUUGGUGCCUCUUCUCAAGAGAGUAAUGGAGACCCUGUCUCCUUUUCUUGGCAGGGCGACUCAGGGGGACCUCUAGUCUGUCAGCAGAAUGAUGUCUGGUUCCUGACUGGAGUGAGCAUAACAUUUGGUUGUGUGGAGAGCUCUCAACCCGGCAUCUACACCCUAGUCACCUCCUUCAUGGACUGGAUUGAAGACACCACACAUGAGAAAUUGGCAGCCACUGAUGUCCAUACCAGUUUGGUUACCCUCUUGAUUCCAUUCCUUCUCCUGGCCUUAACCAAUGUCCUUUUGUGACCCACCCUACCUUCUCCCAAUGUGUUUCACUGUGGCCAUCUUGCUUUGGCUUGCAAGUUGGCCUGUCCUCAGAGAAAGCUCAGAAGGUCUGAAUGCUGACCCUCGAAGACUGAGCUUCCACUGGGGGACCGAUCUGCCUAUUGCCUUCUUCCUUACCUUAUUUUGCUCAACAGAUGAGAAGCGACUGAGCUUGAUUUGAAAAAUAAAAUGUCUGGAA
This is a messenger RNA of Podarcis lilfordi (Lilford's wall lizard), 10915 nucleotides long. The record is from the annotation of a GenBank genome assembly. Lineage: Eukaryota; Metazoa; Chordata; Lepidosauria; Squamata; Lacertidae.